AGAGAUAUAAACUUCGAAUGAGGAAGCGAUCUUUCUCUCAAAUGCAAGAUGAGUAAGCUCCAUCCAUCGGGCUCUGAGAUGGACUUAGGACGUCCGAACAUCGAAGAAUAUCUCACCGAAGCCAUCCAUGAGCCGAUUCGCGACAAGCUUCUCUUGCGUGAUUUGCUUGAUAUUUCACCAGCUUUAACGGAGGCUGCUGGAGCGAUCAUUGAUGAUUCAUUCACUCGCUGCUUUAAGUCGAAUCCUCCAGAGCCUUGGAACUGGAAUGUCUACUUGUUUCCUCUAUGGUGCUUGGGGGUGGUUAUUAGAUAUGGGAUUCUUUUCCCAGCAAGGGUUGUGAUCUUGGCAGCUGGAUGGGUGGUAUUCCUUUCGUCUUUCAUUCCUGUUCAUUUCCUAUUGAAAGGACAUGAUAAGUUGAGGCGGAAAUUGGAGCGGGUACUGGUGGAGCUAAUGUGCAGUGUGUUUGUUGCUUCCUGGACCGGAGUUGUCAAAUAUCAUGGGCCACGGCCCAGCAUGCGCCCUAAGCAGGUCUUUGUAGCCAAUCAUACAUCAAUGAUUGAUUUCAUUAUUUUAGAACAGAUGACGGCAUUUGCCGUCAUUAUGCAGAAGCAUCCAGGGUGGGUUGGGCUUCUACAAAGCACCAUUUUGGAGAGCGUAGGUUGUAUUUGGUUUAAUCGCUCGGAGGCUAAGGAUCGCGAAACUGUUACCAAAAAGUUACGAGAACACAUUCAAGGGGUCGACAACAAUCCUCUUCUUAUAUUUCCUGAGGGAACCUGUGUAAACAAUGAUUACACAGUCAUGUUCAAGAAGGGUGCUUUUGAACUUGGCUGCACUGUUUGCCCAAUUGCAAUCAAAUACAACAAAAUUUUUGUGGAUGCUUUCUGGAACAGUAAGAAGCAAUCUUUUACAAUGCAUUUGCUCCGGCUUAUGACGUCAUGGGCUGUUGUUUGUGAUGUAUGGUACUUGGAACCACAAAGUUUGAAACCUGGUGAGACACCUAUAGAAUUUGCAGAAAGAGUGAGGGACAUAAUUACUGUUCGAGCUGGUCUUAAAAAAGUUCCAUGGGAUGGAUAUCUGAAAUACUCUCGUCCUAGCCCAAAGAUUACAGAACGGAAGCAACAGAUCUUUGCAGAGUCAGUGCUGCGGCGCCUUGAGGAGAAGUGAAAAAAAGUUCUCCACAGGGAUUUUAUGGAUUUUAUAGUUUUUCCUGUGUGUGUGUGUGUGGUCUGAGGAGAAUUCAUGCAUUUGCAGAUGUAGUUAUCAAUUUUUCUUUUUAGGUUGUAACUUAUUGGACAUCACUAAUGUUGGAGAGAAAUGCAUGCCUAGUGCAUGGAUUCAUGGUUA
Molecule: messenger RNA, 1344 nt
Organism: Magnolia sinica
Lineage: Eukaryota; Viridiplantae; Streptophyta; Magnoliopsida; Magnoliales; Magnoliaceae
Product: glycerol-3-phosphate acyltransferase 9
Exons: 12
Coding region: 49-1164 (371 amino acids)
Biological process (GO): triglyceride biosynthetic process
Cellular component (GO): endoplasmic reticulum
Molecular function (GO): glycerol-3-phosphate O-acyltransferase activity; phosphotyrosine residue binding
Source: RefSeq, a predicted model, not a curated record